UAAUUGUUGUUAUAAUUUCAGGAAGGAAUGGGUCAACUAAAAAUAAUAACCGGAGGUUUAAAGUUGGAAGGGAAGGCCUACAUUUUAGAUUCGUUAAUCGCUAGCAAUAUCAGAUCCAGAGCGGGUCAACCGAUAAUUAUCGAGUCCAGUAGGAACCUAACACUAACCACGAGGGGAGAGAAUGGUUUCCUGGAAAACUUGAUAUAUUUAGGAAACGAUAAGUUCGAGUGCCUGGCGAACAACUUCAGGAUAAUGGACGAUCAAGGGGCAGUCUUGUUUUCGGCCAACGCGGAAGAGGUCGUAGUUGGGGCAAGAGUCCUUCGGGUUUUGGGUAAAGGGGGAACCACCUUCACGGGAUCCGUUCAAACCCCCAUCCUUCGAGCUGCUUCAGGCCACAAUCUCCG
Molecule: messenger RNA, 404 nt
Organism: Onthophagus taurus
Lineage: Eukaryota; Metazoa; Arthropoda; Insecta; Coleoptera; Scarabaeidae
Source: RefSeq, a predicted model, not a curated record